Diabrotica balteata is the source of this 369-nucleotide messenger RNA. The record is from the annotation of a GenBank genome assembly. NCBI's taxonomy places the organism in Eukaryota, Metazoa, Arthropoda, Insecta, Coleoptera, Chrysomelidae.
AUGGGAAAGUUGUUAGGUAUCCGAAUAGCUGACAGCCAUUCACCUACACACUCAUCUACAAACUUAUCAACGUGUUCCUCAAAUCAAAACAAAAGAAAACGUUCUUGGUCUAGAGCUGUGUUCAGUAAUUUACAAAGAAAAGGACUCGAAAGGAGAUUCCAGCUACAGAAGUACAUCACAAAACCUGACAGGAGGCAACUGGCAGCUACACUUGGUUUAACUGAUGCGCAGGUCAAAGUUUGGUUCCAAAAUAGAAGAAUGAAAUGGCGACAUUCUAGAGAGGGGCAAAAUGGAGAAAAUGCAGCAGCAGAUUCAACGCAAGAAGAAUUACAUAUAGAUGUGGACACUGUUACAGAUGAUGCUGAUUGA